AUGUGCAAUCAGGACCAGUGCCUCUCUGUCUUUGGCGAAAUCAAUGUGCAAUCUCGACCACGUCGUGUUUGUCUUUGGCGAAAUCAAUGUGCAAUCUCGACCGCUGACUCUCUGUCUUUUCUGAAAUCAAUGUGCAAUCUCGACCAAAGCGUGUCUAUCUUUGGCGAAAUUAAUGUACACUCUCGUCAAGGCAGGUCUGUCUUUGGCGAAAUGAAUUUGCAAUUACGACCACCGCCUCUGUCUUCGGCGAAAUUAAUGUGCAAUCUCGACCAAUGCCUCUCUGCCUUCGGCGAACUCAAUGUGCAAUGUCUACCACGGCGUGUCUGUCUCUGUCCAAAUCAAUGUGCAAUCUCGACCGCUGACUCUCUGUCUUUGACGAAAUCAAUGUGCAACCUACGACACGGUGUGUCUGUCUUUGGCGAAAUCAAUGUGCAAUGUCGACGACGGCGUUUCUGUUGUUGGCGAAAUCGAUGUUCAAUCUCGACCACUGCCUCUCUGUCUUUGGCGAAAUCAGAGAGCUAUCUAUGA
Acanthosepion pharaonis is the source of this 528-nucleotide messenger RNA. NCBI's taxonomy places the organism in Eukaryota, Metazoa, Mollusca, Cephalopoda, Sepiida, Sepiidae. The record is from the annotation of a GenBank genome assembly.